AUGUCUAGCGGCAGCGGCGGUCCAUCUCACCCCGGCGUGACGCUCAGCAACCGUGAAGCGGUGGUGCUGCUGUUGAGCACUGGGACGGCAACAUCGGCGCUGUCGCUGAUCCGUAUCGCCGAGGAGCUGCUGAUGCAACACCGCUCUUCAGCUUCGGCAUCGACGUCAUCGCGUCAUUCAUCGCGUGCGGAGAUGUCAUUCGAUGCCGCGGUGUUUUACUUUGUGCACGUGUUUCUCCGAACGUGUCCCGUGCCCCCGGGAGACGUUCCGCAGAUAUUGAACGCGUUGCUCGAUCUCGUCGCAACGCAUUUGUCCUGCGGCACGCCGUCGACACUCUCGUUGCCCUUCAUUUUGCAAGUCCUCUCUGGUGCGUUGCCGCUGAAUGCUCUUGCGUCGUCAUCGUCGCCCAAUGGUAGGGAGGGUGGGGCCGCAGUGGAGUGGGGCAAGGACAAACGGUACUCGCUUGCCAUCUGUAAAACACUGGAGUGGUACAGCAGCACAGUUUCGCACACUUCCACCGAGCUGGACGUGCUGCUCUUCUUGCUAAGGGUAGUUUCGUCGACACUUCCAGCGUUGGCGUGUAGCACGCUGUCGGAUCAGGACCGGAUUGCGAGUGCCGCGCUGUGUUUCUACAGGCGGUCCCUCCUUCCGACAAUCCAGUUUGGCAUUGAGUCGCCGAUGGAGGCGGACGUGCACGCCCGCACCCCGCUUGUGAAGGCAGCGCUCUUUGCGACACAGACGAUGGUGAAUCUUAGCGACAUCGUCUCGCGGCGUCUUCGGCAGGAGUUUCUCGAUAUUCUCUUCACGUGUGACUUCUUUCGUUUCCCACAGAGUGUGCUGCACGAGUGGAGUCUUGUGUUUGAGCGGCUGUCGCAGGACCGGACGUUUCACGCGGACGCUGUGCAGUUCUUCACUCCGUCGUCCUCGCCUACCAGCCGCAUUGUUGCACUGGUGCACUCUGCAGAGGAGGAGGAGCGGCAGCGCGUGCGGCAUCUUAAGCGUCUUGUCUUUUACACCACGUCUGUGUCGCCGUCGCUGCUCAUGACAGACCGGGAGUUCUGUUUGCUGCUGCGGGGGCGCAUUGCCGACACAUUCCGCUCCUUCUUCCCCACCGCGUCGGGAAGUGGCGCUGGCCGGCGGCCGCCCAGCUACCUCCCUGUGCGCCACGCACUCGUCCUGUUCCGUGUGCUGCUGACGAAACUCGACCCCGCGCUGCUGCACCAUUUCUGGCCGCUCGUCCUGCCGGAGGUGGCGCGGGUUCUGACCGCCACGCCGUGGAAAGGCGUGAAUGACGGGGAAGAGCUGCUGGCGCUUCGGAUCGAUUGCCUCAAACUUCUCGACUUCGCCCUGGUGAUAAUGCCAGAGGCGUUUUCCCCCUUUCGAUGGGUGUUUUUCGACGAUAUGGAUGCCUGCACAACUCCCACCGCUUGCACGGAGAACACCUUUACGCCAAUUGUCCGACGUUUCGGUCCCGCCGCGCUGCCGCUGCACGAUGUGUGUGCGUCUGCCACUUCUGCGCUUGUCACCGACUGGACGGGGUACCAGCGGCCGCUGCUGCGCCUGCCGACGCUCAGCUACUGCAGUCUGCGGCGGUUUCACACCUGUGCCAAGACGCUGUCGCUCUUUUCCCAAACCAUUGGUGCUGUGGCUGGUGGUGGAGGGCAAGAUCAACACGAGUCGGUGGUGCACCUGCGGCUUCUGGACGGCUGGGACGAAGCGUACGUACGGUCGAUUCUCGAGGCGGACUUGUCGUGCGUGCUGGAGAAGCUAACACUGUCUUCUUCUCCGCUGUAG
This is a messenger RNA of Trypanosoma grayi, 1794 nucleotides long. RefSeq lists its product as hypothetical. The record is from RefSeq and is a predicted model, not a curated record. Gene Ontology annotation, biological process: Golgi to endosome transport. The transcript has a single exon. Lineage: Eukaryota; Euglenozoa; Kinetoplastea; Trypanosomatida; Trypanosomatidae. The coding region runs from base 1 to 1794 and encodes 597 amino acids. Gene Ontology annotation, cellular component: endosome; trans-Golgi network.